CAACUGUAUCCGUGGAGCAGUUUUGUAUUUCUGUCUGUGUGUGCCCAAUUGUCAGCAGUCAACAAGCGGAAGCGGCACAGUCCAAAUCCUGCCCGAAACUAUGCGGCGCUAGUGGCCCGAUAAAAGCCAGAGGAAUAUUCAAAAGUACACAGCUGAGGACACUGUCCAAUUAUGGCAGCAAUUUUGUUAAUGUUCUUAGCUCUUCCCGGGGCGAAUUUGGUCUUUGGAGUGAACGAGUUGGAGGUGGCGUCUGUUAAAGAUCUCAAUGGCGAAUACGAAUUAAUGGAUCUGAUGUAUGACGACAGAUUCAAGGAAAUUGAAUUUGACACAGGCGAAGACGGUUUUCCUGUCCCCAAAAUCAAGCCCACGGCAGAUAUUAAAAGCACGUACCGCUUGCAUCUUCCCGAUACACUCUCCGAGUUUGCCAUCCAGUGCGAAUAUCGGUCGAGCUCGUUAAAAGGCGGCUACUUGUUUAGCGUUGUCAAUCCCCUUGAUACCGUCGUGCAGUUGGGAGUGCAUCUCUCUCCGGUUGUCAAGAACAGCUACAACGUCACGCUGGUCUAUGCUCAGGCCGAUGCGAUUUCAGGACGCAAGCUGGCUAGCUUUCCGCUUACCCACGAGCCGGACAAGUGGAAUUCCGUGGCCUUUCAGGUGCUGAGCGACAAUGUGACAUUCUACUAUGACUGCAAGCUGCAAAACAGCACGGCUGUAGUGCGUGACCCCUUUAAAUUGGUUUUCGACACCUCAUCCACGCUAUACAUUGGUCAAGCGGGUCCCCGCAUUGGCGGACACUAUGAGGGAAAUAUCCAUAUGUUAAACGUUUAUACUAACCCGGAUGCACUAAACACAACAUGCAAGCCGCCACCAAAGCCAACGGCGACAGACAUUUACGAGGCCAGUGGAAUUCAGCCCCCACCUGGACAGACACAAUACACACACGAGAGACCUUAUCGCGGCAUAAAGGGCGAGAAGGGCGAACGUGGCCCCAAAGGCCCUCCUGGCGAAACUAUUCGCGGAGCGCCGGGUCCGCCGGGCCAGCCAGGACCCCCAGGUCCCAAAGGGGAAUCGGCAACAUAUCCGCCCUUUAUAGAUACGUCUGUGGCGGGGGCUAAAUACACUGGCAAAUGUACAUGUAAUGCGUCUGAUAUCCUAGAAGCUCUCAAAGACAACGAAAGGUUACGUGAAUCGCUACGUGGAGCGCCGGGCGCACAGGGCAAGGAGGGUAAAACUGGAGCUCCUGGAAGUACCGGAGCCACGGGCGUCGCUGGCGAACGUGGCGCUCCCGGUCUCAAAGGAGAUCGCGGCGAGCGUGGCGACACUGGCGCUCGUGGACCGGAAGGGCUUCAGGGGCACAAGGGUGAGCCAGGUGUCGACGGAAUGCCCGGCGUCGCAGGUCCACCAGGACCACCGGGCCAGCCUGGCUUGCCAGAGAAUUACGAUGAAUCCUUAAUGGUCAACUCGAUGGGCACAUUUCGAGGCUCAACGGUGCCAGGACCCAAAGGUGCGCCUGGCGAAAAAGGUGAAACAGGCCGUCCCGGUGACCGCGGACAGACGGGACAGAAGGGCGACCGUGGCGAUCCAGGCAUGACCGGUGCGCACGGACCAAGUGGUGCCAAGGGCGAACCCGGAUCUCCUGGCGUCCCCGGUCUAGCUGGGCAGCCGGGCGCCUCCGGCUUUUUCGCCGGCGGCUUGGAAGGCAUGGCUACCAAUGGGACGAAGGGCGAAAAAGGUGAGAAGGGUAUGCGCGGACGACGCGGCAAAUCGGGUCCCGCUGGACCAAUUGGGCCACCUGGCAAACCAGGAGCCAUGGGUGAUAUUGGACACUCGGGCCGUCCUGGCAUGAUGGGAGCCAAAGGCGAAACGGGCCCAAAAGGUGCCAAAGGAGAUGCAGGCGGACGUGAAGGGCCCAAGGGCGAAAAAGGCGAUCGUGGACAGGAUGGUCGCGACGGUCUGCCCGGUCCGCCGGGAAUGCCCGCACCAACUGGCGGCGAUGGCGAUAGUGGUGGAGUACAAUAUAUACCAAUGCCAGGACCCCCCGGUCCACCCGGUCCUCCAGGAAGUCCCGGCAUGCCGGGUCUUUCAAUUUCCGGACCCAAAGGCGAGCCCGGCAUGGAUCCGCGGAGCAGUUUCUUCGGCGAUGCUUCCUACUACAGUCGACCAGGUGCGCGCUCAUCUUUAGACGAACUCAAAGCGCUGCGUGAGCUGCAAGAUCUGCGCGACAGACCCGAUGGCACAGCCGAGCCUCCGCUGCUGCCUCCUCGGACCGCCCACUCCCACAAGCACGACGAGGGCGAGGAGGGGCCAUAUUUCUCCGCAUCAUCUUCCAACAUGCGAAUCGUGCCAGGUGCAGUCACAUUCCAGAACAUUGAUGAGAUGUCAAAGAAAUCGGCACUCAAUCCGCCUGGCACACUGGCCUACAUCACGGAAGAGGAAGCUCUGCUGGUGCGCGUCAACAAGGGCUGGCAAUACAUAGCGCUGGGCACCUUGGUACCAAUUGCAACACCCGCACCACCCACCACAGUGGCACCAUCUGUGCGUUUCGACUUGCAAUCGAAGAACUUAUUAAACAGCCCCCCACCAUUGCUCAACACGCCGACGUUCACAACCGCGCCCGAAUACGAAACGUGGUAUCCACGAAUGCUGCGCGUAGCGGCUCUAAAUGAGCCCUAUGUAGGCGACCUGCAAGGAAUUCGCGGUGCCGAUUUCGCCUGUUAUCGCCAAGGACGACGCGCCGGGUUGCGGGGCACAUUCAAAGCGUUCCUCUCAUCCAGAGUACAAAAUCUGGACUCCAUUGUGCGUGUGGCCGACCGUGAUCUGCCCGUUGUCAAUACGCGAGGCGAUGUGCUCUUCAAUUCGUGGAAGGGGAUUUUCAACGGACAGGGUGGCUUCUUUUCGCAGGCACCGCGUAUUUACAGUUUCAGUGGCAAGAACGUCUUGACAGAUCCAUUAUGGCCGCUCAAGUUGGUGUGGCACGGCUCGCUGCCAAAUGGGGAGCGUUCAAUGGACACUUACUGUGAUGCCUGGCAUUCGAGCGCACGGGACAAAUUUGGCUAUGCCAGCAAUUUGCUUGGCAAUAAGCUGCUCGAUCAGGAGCGCCAGAGUUGCGAUGGCAAGCUGAUUGUGUUGUGUGUGGAGGCAUUGUCGCAGGAUCGGCGGAAAAAGCGGGAUGUUAGCGACAGUCAACGGCAGCUCGACGAGUUCAGCACGGCUCAGGAGUAUGCGGCGCAUUUAGACAAUUUACUGCUGUAAGGCGGGCGAGCCCUGAUGACAACAACAAUGCCAGUCAUUCACAGCGUACAUGCGUACUCUCAGAAUCACAAUCACACAAAUACAAAUACAAACACAAACACAUACUACACACAUUAAAUGUAAACGUAAAUCAUGGCCAUGCAUAUAAUCAGUGAAUUCCAAACAAAACCAAAAAAUACUUAAGUAAAACAAACGGCAAGUGCGAGAUUGCAUAAAAAUACAUACAUACUAUACAUACAUACAUACAUAUUGUAGGUAAUAAAAACACUAAUAAAUAGGCAGAUCAAAUAAUUUGUAAUAUGUAAAAUUUUUGUAUGUUCGACAAAAACAACAACUGCAACAAAAAUAACGAGAACCGUUUUUGUACAAGCGACGAAAGGUAUUUGUAACUUUAUGGUAAAUAUAAUAAUAUAUAAAACCUAAUGUAAUUUUAUAAUUAAGAACACGUUGCGCAUCAUACAGAACUGCAUAGUAUUCAAGUAAAUACAUACAUGCAUACAUACAUACUCACAUAUUUAUGCAUAUCUCUUGUAUGUAUUUAGAGAAACAGAGCAAAUCAUUUCCAACUGCGUACACAGGCCAAAUUAGUCUCCUAUGUAUUUAGAAGCGCGACAAAACGAUUGAAGGACACAACUAAAGGAAAACUCCACUGGAAAAUACAUUUUAAAAAUGGCUGCUGUAUAUACAUAAAUACAUAUACAUACAUUCAUAUUAAUGUAUUUUUGUCAAAAGACUUCUAAAUGUGUAAAUGAAUUAAAACAAACAACCACAGAAUACGAUCGAUUUUCUAAACCAAACAUUUUUAGCUGUCAACUCUAUUGUGUAGAGAUUAAGAAAAUCACGAACAUUCUGUUUUUAUAAGAAACACACAAAAACAAAAGGGAGGAUAGAAAUACUCAAUUCAGAUUUUGAUUUCUAAAAUUUUUACUCGUAGUUGCAAUUGGAAUACUCAAUAUUAAAUAUUUAUAUGAAAACCAAACGAUUUUUUAUAAGAGCGUAACUGAACAAGUGGAGAUAAAUCGUAGCCAUAAAUUCAAAAAUAUUAUGCAUAUAAACAGAAGUGUAACUUUAAAAAACUACGAAUAUUUAAAAUGAAUUAUAGUUCUAGUUAGUUACAUAAUUUCUUUUGCAUUUAAUCAAUGCAUU
Molecule: messenger RNA, 4395 nt
Organism: Scaptodrosophila lebanonensis
Lineage: Eukaryota; Metazoa; Arthropoda; Insecta; Diptera; Drosophilidae
Gene: Mp
Product: collagen alpha-1(XVIII) chain
Exons: 23
Coding region: 172-3249 (1025 amino acids)
Source: RefSeq, a predicted model, not a curated record